Molecule: messenger RNA, 723 nt
Organism: Cynara cardunculus var. scolymus (artichoke)
Lineage: Eukaryota; Viridiplantae; Streptophyta; Magnoliopsida; Asterales; Asteraceae
Exons: 1
Coding region: 1-723 (240 amino acids)
Source: RefSeq, a predicted model, not a curated record
AUGGGUGUUAACGAUGAUCACGACGAACAAGAACUAGAGGCACUCGACACACUUUCCCUCGCAGAUUUCCCCCUAACAGAUGAUGGCGAUUCAGGUUUUCAAAAUCAUCUUCCUCCCAAUACUCCUUCCGAAGAUUUCUUUGAGUUUUUUAAUGGCGGAUUAGGUCAUUACUCAGAAGAACACAGGAUGUCUCAUGCAGAAGACAUCAUCUUCGCCGGAAAACUCAUACCCAUCAACGACCAACCACCACCACCACCACCACCAAGAAUGCAAAAUCAAACUCGUAAACAAAAACAAAUCCAUCGCCGGCGGUCUGAGUCAAUGCGCGAGUUAAAGAGCACCACCAACAACCCGACAGCCACUCGACUCGUUAGAAACAGCCACUCUUUGGAUUACAAGAAGUUGAACAGGAACUCAAGAUACAAUUAUUGUGAACCAACGGCGGAGAUCCACCGUAACAGUUUAGGUAAUAAAUUUUCUUCUUCUUCUUCUCGGUGGUCUGAUCUUAUGUUUGGGCCAGUGAAAGUGCCGACGGAGAUGGAUCUCCGGGACAUUAGAAACCGGCAGAUUAUCCAGAAUACUACCAAAUCAUUGUUCCCUAUUGUGGAGGGCGGUGAUGGGUUUGCUGUUAGCCGGAUUGGUGAUCACCGGAAAACUUCAUGGGGAGUACUUGGAAUCCUGAGUUGCAAAAGUUCCGGCAGUGUUGCCGUGACGAUGCCGUAA